Sphaerodactylus townsendi is the source of this 841-nucleotide messenger RNA. RefSeq names its product galactose-1-phosphate uridylyltransferase (gene GALT). Gene Ontology annotation, cellular component: cytoplasm. Gene Ontology annotation, biological process: beta-D-galactose catabolic process via UDP-galactose, Leloir pathway. The transcript has 6 exons. The record is from RefSeq and is a predicted model, not a curated record. The coding region runs from base 158 to 841 and encodes 227 amino acids. NCBI's taxonomy places the organism in Eukaryota, Metazoa, Chordata, Lepidosauria, Squamata, Sphaerodactylidae. Gene Ontology annotation, molecular function: zinc ion binding; UDP-glucose:hexose-1-phosphate uridylyltransferase activity.
GGACUCGGCGACCAACCGAUGGCGGGGAAAGGGGCGGGGCGUGUCACGUGAUUGGCCGAAGCUUGAGGAACGUCGUCGGGGUCAUGGAGCAGAGGGCGGGGAGAGGGGAGGCGCGUGUCACGUGAUUGGCCGAAGCUUGAGGAACGUCGUCGGGGUCAUGGAGGCGGCGGCCGCCGCGGGGGAGAAGUUCCAUCCGAACGAGCACCAGCACAUCCGCUACAACCCGCUACGGAAUGACUGGGUCUUGGUCUCCGCCCACCGCAUGCGGCGCCCGUGGCAGGGGCAAGUGGAGAAGCCCCCCCAAGAGGACGUGCCGCGCUGUGACCUGGCCAAUUCGCUGUGCCCCGGGGCUAAGCGGGCCAACGGAGAGGUGAAUCCGGAAUAUGAAAGCACGUUUGUCUUUGACAAUGAUUUCCCUGCAUUGCAGCCAGAUGCCCCUAUGCCUGAUGCUGACGACCACCCUUUGUUCCGUGCGGCGUCGGCGCGAGGCGUGUGCAAAGUCAUGUGCUUCCACCCCUGGUCAGACCUCACUCUGCCCCUUAUGUCACACGCCGAGAUCCGAACUGUGAUUGACAAGUGGACGGAGAUUGCCGUGGAGUUGGGAGCCUCCUACCCUUGGGUCCAGCACAACAGCCUGAUUCUCCGGCUGCAAAGCUCUCUCCGAGGUCAGAACCCUGAUGAGGAGCAGGUGCUGUGUGGCUGGGCUGAGACCAUCCGUCACUGCUACUCUACCAUCCGUCACUGCUACAAAGCACACACGAGGGCAAGGGGGCGUUUGGUGCCACAGCCUCCCCUGAAUGGUGAUGCUCAUAUGCAAGGGGGCGGGGGCUUAAGAACAUAA